AGAAAGCUGGAUCCACAUCAGACACUUUCUAGACACCAUUGCAGAGACGAGGGCAAAGCUGAGGGGUAGCACUUAUCAAGUCUUCUAGCUGCUAGCUUUGCCAGCCUUCACACCUAGCAUUUAUCGAGUCUUUUAGCAGAAGCAUUUUCUAAGACUUCGUGCCUUCGCCUUAAUUUUUUUCCUUCCGUCUAGCCUACUGAACUCGCUUUCCCUGAUAUCAUGAACAAGCCAAAUCUGAAAGGAAAAAUGGAGUACUUGAGAUUAGUCGCUCCGCUUCUUUUGCUCCUGACCCUGAAAGUGUCCGUUACUGCGGCGGACGGCGACGCGCAGCCGUCUUUCCCCAUCCAGCCGAGCGCGUUCGAGGUUUUCAUGCGGACACAGGGAGCGUUGCUUACCAAACGUCAGGACAAUGACGUGUCGCAGUCGCCUGAGUCGCAGGCGAUUCAGGGCGACGCCGACGCAAACGGUCGCCAGCUGCGACAGCAGCCAAGGCGGGUCGCACCCUCCUCCCGAGGCUGGAGAACCAUGACCGGAGAGAUGUCGCGGAAACUUCUAGACUUCGGCCGCGAAAUGCGGAGCCGUCCGAGACGCGUCACCCUCGACGGGUUGCCAAACAACGCGGCCCCGCAGGCCCUUCAAGCGCCGGGUUUGAACUCCGCGCCGAGCGCGGGCGACAUUAACAUGACGUGGUACCGCUGGCAGAGCGUCGCACACCCGGACGAAGUAGACUGGAGACAGACGAUCGUGAUGACUCCGGUGCUGAAUCAGAUGCUCUGCGAGAGCUGCUGGGCGUUAGCGUCGACGGAUAUCGUUAGCGUCGUGUGGGCGCUGGUGAAUAACCAGACGGCGCAGCCGCUGUCGCCGCAGCACGUGUGCGACUGCGCGGCGGGGCAGUGCUGCCAGGGCGGGUGGCCGGAGUGGGGGUUCCAGUUCAUCCUCGCCAAUGGCGGACUCGCUACAAACGCGGAUUAUCCCUAUCUUGCGCGAGACAACUCUACGUGUCGCAACAUCGCCCAAGCGACGCUGAAAGCCAAGAUGACGGGGUGGGAGAAGGUGCCGGUGCGCAGCAACAAGGCACUGAUGAAGGCCGUCGCGCAGCAGCCCGUGCUCGUGUACCUCGCUUCGGGCACGAACGACUUUAUUAGCUACUCUGGAGGCAUUUUCAACAGCAACUGCAGCGGCGACAUCGACCAUGCGAUGCUUCUUGCUGGUUACAACGUAACCGACCCCGACAAUUCGUAUUGGAUUUUGAAGAACACGUGGGGAACGAACUGGGGUGAACACGGUUACAUGCGCUUGAGGAUGUUACCAGACGGGAACGGCAAGUGUAACGUAAUGAGCGAAAACGCGAUUUACCCCGUCUUUUACGAGAAGAACAGCAAGGCGUGCGACGUUGUCACGCCGAGCCCUUGCGGUGGGGGCGUGUGCGAAGUGCGAGGUGGCAUGGCGAGAUGUAACUGCCCUCCGGGUUUCGUCGAGCGGUUGGAGGAAAGUGCGCCCAAGUGUGUUACGGCUACACCAUGCGACGCCAAUCCGAAUCCUUGUGGUGUCGGGACGUGCAAUAACGAGUUCGACGGCACCUACACCUGCUCCUGCCCUGCGGGCUCCGUGAUUGGUUCCCGAACCGACCGUGCCAUGACCUGCAUCGUAGGCUCGUUCCAGUCCGGCCUCCAAACCUACACCGUGAUGACAGGCGACACCUGCCAAACCAUCGCCGACACGUUCGGCUUCUCCGUCGAUUUCCUUGUCCAGCGAAACCCGUUCCUAGACUGCGACUUCCCGCUAGUCGCCGAUUACGUUCUUCUCGUCGCUGACACCGCGAACUUCACUUGGGGAUGCUCCGCUAUGGAUAUAGUCGGACCCAACGACACCUGCUCGUCAAUCGUGUCGCGGAACGGCAUUUCUUAUCGCCAGCUUGUUGCGAUCAACCCGACGCUGAAUUGCUCUGGACCACUCCCGCGUUCGCUUACAUUCUGCACCGCGCCAGGUCGCAUUUCGUCGAAUUCGCCCCUGAUUCGCUCCUGCGGAAGGGUUUACGACGCGUCGCCGAGCGAAAGAUGCGUGGAUAUCGCGAGAGGCUACAACAUUUCGCUGAACGAUUUCCUGUGGCUGAAUCCUGGGCUCAAGUGUACCGACGAUCCGCUCGGGGUGGCGCUCGCGGUGUGCGUGUCCUCGCUAUCAACGGAACUCAUGACUGUGAACUGUACCCAGUGGUACACAGUUUCGCAGGGCGAUACCUGCCCCAAAAUUGCAAAUGCGGUGCAACUGCCAGUGACAAGAUUCCUUCGGCUCAACCCCGGUCUCAGGUGUUACGCUCCCUACUUCCAAAUCGGUCAACCCGUCUGCGUCGCCGGCACAACCACCAACAUCCAGAAAAUCACCCUCUCCCCCAACGAAGUCCCAUACACCGUUCAAGCCAAUGACACCCUCGCUUCAAUCUCAGCCGACUUUUCCACCCGAUGCCCGAACAACACGUACCCGUUCUCGAUCUGCGAAUCGAAUUCGCUUGCAGACUGCACCGAUCAGUCGAUUAUCGAGGGCCAAAUGCUGCUGAUCCCGUGCAAGAAAAGGGUGGGAAGCAACAUCUGUGCGUCUUCCCUUCCUGUGUGCGGCUUCGACGGAGUGACCUAUGCCUCAAUGUGCGAUGCGGUCAACAAUUUUGCGCUCCCCAUCGUGCGUUACGACGUUUGCAACCUGUGUAACGAAGCGCUUUGUUACAAGAAAAUGGGGCAGAAGCCGCCGAAGAACAGCUGCGUGGCGCCGCCCGGAGUCUGCCCCUACCCAACUUGGAAGCUGCCCCCAGAAUAUUUUGACUACUGCCCGUGGGUUUUCGACACGCAGUGUGAAUGCUUGCAGUACACGUGCACGUACAUGUGCAAGCUAUCGGCGUCGACGUACACCUACAACCUUGGCACGGGCAACACCUGGAAGAACGCCACUGUCUUCUACUCAACGUGCUACAAGUCCUGCUACGACGACAACCUGCGCGCCGGCUGCUACUGAUGUCUGACCAGCACGGACUACGUGCUCUCGAACUGGGCAACAGGAGCAGCCUAGGCAACGUCCAGAAGAACGCCGCUGUCUUCUACUCAGUCUGCUAUAAGACGUGCUUCGACGACAACCUGCGCGCCGGCUGCUGAUCCCAGCACGGGGUGGCAAGUGGGGGAUCAAGGCCUGGAUGGCGUGAGCAGACGUGUCUGGCAGCCCUGGCAAACACCUGGAAGAACUCCACUGUCUUCUACUCGGCCUGAUACACGAUGUGCUUCGACGACAAACUGUAUUUUGGCUGGUGAAACACACCACAGCGAGAUGGCAAGUGGCAUGGUGGGGCCUCUGCAGCUGCAGGAGCAUGCACGCCUGGAGCCCCCGACAUGCAAGUGGCAGACGUCCCAGGUGGCAGGCCUCUUGGCCUAACGAGGAGUCUGAAGCGCGCACCACCUACUUGGGAGGCUAACUUGCAGCGUCCUGGUGGCUGAAGGGGGAAGCUGGGGAAGGUGGGGCGGGCCUGGCCAAGGCAGGCAACUGGGCCGAGCCACUGAAUGGCAAAGCAGACGCUGAGUGGCAGCCCAGUCUUUGUAUGGCAAUCAGGGUCCAGGGAGGACCCCUGAAUGGCAACCCAACCUAGCCUUUGAAUGGCAACAGCCCUGUGACAGAUUGAUGUUGCCAUUCGCAGUUGACGGAAAACAAAAUGGCUGCAAGGGGGGUGGCGGGGUGGGGUUCCUUGCACAAUUUGAAAUCAGUGUCACUAAGUGGAGUGUCAAUAUGGAGAUCAUUUUGUAGGGAGCGAAGAGGUAAGUAAUUGAAUUAGCUCCAUGGCACCAAAUCAGUGUGGAUAUGCACAUUUGCCAUACGUACGGUAAAUGGUAGGCGUUUUGUCUAAUAGUGUAUAGUAGUCUAUCGCUUAGCUUGCUCAUUUGUAUUCGUUCAUUCAUUGGUUAUGUUGCUCCUGUAUUUACUAUUACUGGUGUUAUUAUUCUUAAUUGU
This is a messenger RNA of Closterium sp. NIES-67, 3984 nucleotides long. NCBI's taxonomy places the organism in Eukaryota, Viridiplantae, Streptophyta, Zygnematophyceae, Desmidiales, Closteriaceae. The record is from the annotation of a GenBank genome assembly.